Messenger RNA from Pundamilia nyererei, 2440 nucleotides. It is a transcript of the gene nsdhl, whose product is annotated as NAD(P) dependent 3-beta-hydroxysteroid dehydrogenase NSDHL. NCBI's taxonomy places the organism in Eukaryota, Metazoa, Chordata, Actinopteri, Cichliformes, Cichlidae. The coding region runs from base 231 to 1268 and encodes 345 amino acids. The transcript has 7 exons. Gene Ontology annotation, molecular function: oxidoreductase activity, acting on the CH-OH group of donors, NAD or NADP as acceptor. Gene Ontology annotation, biological process: steroid biosynthetic process. The record is from RefSeq and is a predicted model, not a curated record.
CAGAGCGGGUUCUCUCUCAGCUGAUUGAACAUUUCAGGUGUGUCGUGCGCGGUUUCCUUGGGCUCGGGUAUAUGACACAGGAAACAGUGUCGCAUGCUUCUUGUACGAAAAGUCGUCACAUUUAUCUUGUCUGCGCUGAGCAUCGAUUUUCUCCACGCAAAAGUUUUUCCCACGCUGCCUGAGACCCACCACGGUUUACUUACGUGUUGGUCACUUCUCAUUGGUUUCCCAUGGCUACACGUGUGCGACCGAGUAGUAAACGGUGUGCGGUCAUCGGGGGGUCCGGUUUCUUGGGCAGACACCUGGUGGAGAAGCUGCUGGACCGAGGCUACUCUGUUUCUGUGUUUGACAUCCGUCAGAGCUACGAGCUGCCCGGCGUCACCUUCUACCAGGGAGACCUGUGCGACAAACAAGCUCUGCUGGCAGCUCUGAAGGAUGUGUCCUUGGUCUUUCACUGUGCCUCUCCAUCGCCUGCCAGUGACGACCGUGCUCUGUUUGAGAGGGUCAACAUCCAGGGCACACAGACUGUUAUCCAGUCCUGUAUAGAGUCUGGAGUACAGAGGUUGGUCCUGACCAGCAGUGCCAGCGUGGUGUUUGAGGGGACUGACGUUAAGAACGGGAGAGAGGAUCUGCCGUAUGCCAAGAAGCCCAUUGACUACUACACAAAGACCAAAAUUGAGCAGGAGAAGCUGGUCCUCAAGGCUUGUGACAAGCAAAAGGGCUUCCUCACAGUUGCAAUUCGGCCUCACGGCAUCUUUGGUCCUCGAGAUCCACAGCUGGUUCCCAUCCUGGUGGACACGGCUCGCAGGGGCAAAAUGAAAUUCAUCAUUGGUGAUGGAACCAAUCUGGUAGAUUUCACCUUUGUGGAGAAUGUAGUUCAUGGACACAUUCUGGCUGCUGAACGGCUGAGAGCAGACUCCCCCAUAUGUGGGAAGCCAUAUCACAUAACCAACGAUGAGCCAAUUCGCUUUUGGGACUUCAUGUCUCAAGUAUUGGUGGGUCUUGGAUAUCCUCCUCCCCGCUACCACCUGCCUUACAGUUUGGUGUACGGACUGGCGCUUCUCCUCUGGCUGCUGUCCGUACUAUUGAGUCCUUUAAUAUCUUUCAAGCCAACCUUUACACCGAUGAGAGUGGCUCUGGCUGGAACCCACCACUACUACAACUGUAAACGUGCCAAAGAAGACCUGGGCUACACACCGGUGGUCAGCCUGAAGGAUGCGAUUGCACGCACCGUAGAGAGCUAUCCUCAUCUCAGAUGCGAGGCUUGACAGGUGGCUGGAAUUAGAGACUGCUGAGACAUGUAGAGCUCUGGGCAUUUAUACAAUUAAACUCAUAAUGAGAAUAAUGUGAUGCGGUAAUACUAAAUGGAAAAUGAUGGAAGUCACUAGUGAUAGAUAAAUUUCACCAUGUGAAGCAUUUGUAUGCCUUUUUUAUUUUUCAUGUAGCAUUCCACCAGUAGAUGGCAGCAGAUGGUACUUGUGCCCUUAUUGCAGUCUGAUCAUACACAAACUGCAGAGUACAUCCACUCUUAAUGCCAGUACAGUGAUCACAGCUGAUUUUUGUUGUCUUCUGUUCUUUGUACUUGUAAACACUGAGAUGCUGCUCUUGAGAUUUCAAAAUGCCUUCAUACAUUCCUCCACAUGCUCUUGAUAGAACAUAUAUAUAUUUACAUGCGUGUAAUAUAUGAUUAUGUGAAUGUUUGGCCUGGAAUAGACGUUGCACAAGUUUCUGACAUGCUGUUAAGUGAAAUCUUCAGCGAUACUGUAGACAGUCUUGUGCUUACAUAUUUGUUCCAACUGUCUGGGCAGAAAGUCCUUUGCUGAUUAAACUUGACAAUGCCCUCAUGCACAACGUGAGGUUUUCUUAGGAAAUGUUUUUCAGAGUUUGGAGUGAAAAGAACUUGAAUGGCCUUCACAGAGCCCUGACUUCAACCCUGUCACAUACCUCUGGGAUAGCUUAACUGGCUGAUUGUAAACCAGGUCUUAUUGCCUAACAUCAGUGGUUGACCUCGCUGAUCAUCUCGUAGCUGAAAGGGGACAAAUCCCUGCAGUCAGGUUCCAGAAGUAUGUGGAAAACUUUUCUAAGAGAAUUGACUGCACCGUCACUGCAAACAUGCCCACGCAAACAAGGCUCUCAGACGCAUCCUUCAGCCAUAAACCGAUACAGAAUUUCAUUGAAACACUAAUUGGUUAGAAAUGCAUCUGCAGUGUGGGACAUUACAGAAAAAACAAGUCCUAACUUGUUUGGCGUCACGACAGAAAUCAGGAUUUUGACAGCCAAUACAUUUGGGUCUCUCUUUAUUACACACUGUGUUGAAGCCAAGGGGAUUUCUUUGUUGUUGUUUUUUUUGUAGUUGUGGUAGUUAGUGCAGGUUUAUUAUCUGCUCUUUGCUUACCUGGCAGCACUUUUACAAAGUUGCCCACACCUUGCCUGCAGGGCA